Funneliformis mosseae is the source of this 228-nucleotide messenger RNA. Lineage: Eukaryota; Fungi; Glomeromycota; Glomeromycetes; Glomerales; Glomeraceae. The record is from the annotation of a GenBank genome assembly.
CAAGGGUGGGUAGAACCAGUUUCAGCAUGCCUUUUCAAUGUGUCAUAUACUGUUGUUUUGCCUCAUCCAAAAGUUUCUGCAAUUUUACUAUAUGAAUCACCAUUUUUACGACAAAUAAUUAUCGCACCACGUUGCUCCAUUGUUGUAGUUGUAGCCCGUUCGGAAACUUUUGAUAACCCUCUGUACAACGCCUAUGGACAACGGACAACAAUGUUGCAUACGAGAUAG